AUGCGCCCCUGUACCGCCUCCUCAUGCUGCUGCCAGGCCCGUAAUCUGCCAUGGGCCCCCGUACCGACUCCUCAUGCUGCUGCCAGGCCCAUAAUCUGUCAUGGGCCCCUGUACCGCCUCCUCAUGCUGCUGCCAGGUCCAGAGUGUGUCAUGGGUCCCUGUACGGCCUCCCAUUGCUGCUGUCUCUAUCGCCACACUCUGCCAUGUGCCACUUUCAGGUCUCCUCACACUGCUGGUGGUUUCCAUUUUUGUCAUAGGGUGCUGUAUGGCCUCCCAUUGCUGCUGCCUCCACCGCCACACUGUGGCUCCACACUCUGGUUUUGGCCCCGUGACUGGCCAAAUGAGUGAAGUGUGCGGUGAUUCUAAGAUCGACGGCACUCAUCUGCAUGUCAUACUGACUGACAGUAUUAUUUCUCUUCCCCAGCAGACUCCAAGGGCAUUUAAAUUAAAGGUACAGUGUUCUGCACUAAUAUUA
Molecule: messenger RNA, 475 nt
Organism: Staurois parvus
Lineage: Eukaryota; Metazoa; Chordata; Amphibia; Anura; Ranidae
Source: the annotation of a GenBank genome assembly